AGUGUCAGUCAGGUCGGGAGCGCGACGGGGGACAGCGGGGACCCGGGGGGCUGACAGGGGGCCCGGGCCGCUGCCGUGUUGUCCGCUCAAGAUGGAGUUCCUCCUGGGGAACCCGUUCAGCACCCCUGUGGGGCAGUGCCUCGAAAAGGCAACAGAUGGCUCCCUGCAGAGCGAGGACUGGACGUUGAACAUGGAGAUCUGCGACAUUAUCAAUGAGACAGAGGAAGGGCCCAAGGACGCCAUUCGAGCCUUGAAGAAGCGGCUCAACGGAAACCGGAACUACAGAGAGGUCAUGCUGGCAUUGACAGUGCUAGAGACGUGUGUGAAGAACUGUGGCCACCGCUUCCACAUUCUCGUGGCCAACCGGGAUUUCAUCGACAGUGUCCUGGUCAAAAUCAUCUCUCCGAAGAACAACCCUCCCACCAUUGUGCAGGACAAGGUGCUCGCUCUGAUCCAGGCGUGGGCUGAUGCCUUCCGAAGCAGCCCUGACCUCACCGGCGUGGUGCAUAUAUAUGAGGAACUGAAAAGGAAAGGGGUCGAGUUUCCCAUGGCAGACUUGGACGCUCUGUCUCCCAUCCACACACCACAGCGGAGCGUCCCCGAAGUGGAUCCAGCCGCAACCAUGCCCAGGUCCCAGUCGCAGCAGAGGACGAGUGGCAGCUCCUAUUCCUCGUCUCCUGCUCCCUACUCCGCUCCGCAGGCCCCGGCUCUGAGUGUGACUGGCCCCAUCACGGCCAAUUCAGAACAGAUUGCCAGGCUUCGGAGUGAACUGGACGUCGUUCGAGGCAACACAAAAGUCAUGUCGGAGAUGCUAACAGAAAUGGUCCCCGGGCAGGAGGACUCAUCUGAUCUGGAAUUGCUACAGGAGCUGAACAGGACCUGCCGGGCCAUGCAGCAGCGCAUCGUGGAGCUCAUCUCCCGCGUGUCCAAUGAGGAGGUCACUGAGGAACUGCUUCACGUCAACGAUGACCUCAACAACGUCUUCCUCCGCUACGAGAGGUUCGAGCGAUACAGGUCAGGCCGAUCGGUGCAAAAUCCCAGUAAUGGAGUACUGAACGAGGUGACAGAAGACAACUUAAUAGACCUGGGCCCGGGGUCUCCAGCCGUGGUGAGCCCAAUGGUGGGGAACACGGCACCUCCGUCUUCUCUCUCCUCUCAGCUUGCAGGCUUAGACUUGGGGACGGAGAGCGUCAGCGGCACCCUCAGUUCACUCCAGCAGUGUAAUCCCCGUGACGGCUUUGACAUGUUUGCCCAGACGAGAGGGAACUCCUUGGCUGAACAACGCAAGACGGUGACCUACGAGGAUCCCCAGGCUGUCGGAGGACUGGCUUCUGCACUGGACAGUCGGAAACAGAGCUCUGAAGUGAAGAGGGGUAAAGGUGGGCACUCUGACCUGGAGCCCAUAGACAGCUGGCUCAUAACCCAAGGAAUGAUCCCCGUUGCGCAGCCGUCUGUCAUGGACGACAUUGAAGUGUGGCUCAGGACGGACCUGAAGGGCGAUGACCUGGAGGAGGGCGUCACGAGUGAAGAAUUCGACAAGUUCCUGGAAGAAAGAGCGAAAGCUGCUGAAAUGGUCCCCAGCCUCCCCUCGCCCCCAGGGGAGGCCCCAGCCCCAGCCUCAAACCCCUCUGGCCGGAAGAAGCCAGAACGGUCAGAGGACGCCCUCUUCGCCCUGUGAGCUGGUCUGUGGUUCGGCUCCCCAAACGGCAGGUUACCUCCUAUCUCCCCGGUCCACAAGAGGCACUGGCCGCCCCUCCCAUCUCCAGUCCCCACUUGGUCCUGUGCUGCUGUGUCUCCAUGGAAAUGCCCCGUGUUUGCUCCCAGGCCUCCCACUAGUCGGGACCAGCUUUAGCCACCUUCUUCUCUCUGGGGGGUGGGACAGUGCCACGGCUGCCAGAGGCUCUCACCCCUGCCCCCGCCCCUCCUGCCCACAGGCUCCCUCUGCCUGUAUGUCCUCCCUGGAAAAGCAGGCUGUGGGACCAUUUGCCGAGGAGACACCUGGACUGUCUUUUCUCCAGUCCCCUUCCCACAGAGAAGGGGGUCAGACCCCAGACCCUUACCCCACAUAGCCCACCCCUGCCUGCCUCAGCAGGUCUCCUUGGACCAGCCUACCCUCCCAUGCCCCUGUUCCAGAAAGGGCUUGUCUGCACCUGUGGGCUUGGUCUCCCUCCUUGGAAUGCUGCUCUCUGACGCGUGUCACGCUGUGGCACUUGGCGUGCUUGGCACUUUAGAAGGCUGUGUGGGUGCCCGUGUGUGAGGCCUCUCGUCCUCUUCACCCUCUCUCCAUCACUAAGCUGCUAGCCCAGGCCCCCCAGCCACGCCGGCUCAGCGGAUGAGCCCGGGACCAAGGGGGCCCCGUAGGCUCCUGGGGUGCAGAGGGAGAGCCAGGGGCAGUUGCGAGGACGGCACGCAACCUGCAGAUGGUGGUCACAAGGCACGUGGGUUAGCCCCGCAGAGAUACACUACCAGAAGCCAAACCACCCAUGCCCACCAACGUGCUGCCCUCGAGCAGUUGUCCCCGUGUCCCGACAGCCUGCCCUCCUCCCCCUGCCCCUACCCCAGACCCCCCUGGCCACCGACUUGUACCCUCUCUCCAAGCCGACCCGGAAGGCUAACACGAGCCUGAGGCUGACUAUA
Molecule: messenger RNA, 2637 nt
Organism: Lutra lutra (Eurasian river otter)
Lineage: Eukaryota; Metazoa; Chordata; Mammalia; Carnivora; Mustelidae
Gene: TOM1L2
Product: target of myb1 like 2 membrane trafficking protein
Exons: 16
Coding region: 92-1678 (528 amino acids)
Biological process (GO): signal transduction
Cellular component (GO): membrane; endosome
Molecular function (GO): clathrin binding; phosphatidylinositol binding; ubiquitin binding
Source: RefSeq, a predicted model, not a curated record